This is a messenger RNA of Euleptes europaea (tarantolino), 4160 nucleotides long. It is a transcript of the gene PALM2AKAP2, whose product is annotated as PALM2 and AKAP2 fusion. The record is from RefSeq and is a predicted model, not a curated record. The coding region runs from base 26 to 3988 and encodes 1320 amino acids. Gene Ontology annotation, cellular component: membrane. The transcript is spliced from 12 exons. Gene Ontology annotation, biological process: regulation of cell shape. NCBI's taxonomy places the organism in Eukaryota, Metazoa, Chordata, Lepidosauria, Squamata, Sphaerodactylidae.
CCCCGGCAUCCUUCCCUCGCCCAGGAUGGCGGAGGCUGAACUGCACAAGGAAAGGCUGCGCGCGAUUGCAGAAAAAAGGAAAAGGCAGACGGAAAUAGAAGGGAAGAGGCAGCAGCUCGAGGAGCAGAUCCUUCAACUGCAGCAUUUUAAGUCAAAAGCACUUCGUGAAAAAUGGCUGUUGCAGGGAAUACCUGCUGGUUCGCCUGCAGAAGAAGAAGCCAGAAAGAGGCAGUCCGAAGAAGAUGAGCUCAAGGUGAAAAAGCUUGAAGGCAACAUCCAUCGGUUGGAAGAAGAAAUUGGAAAGCUAGAAAGUGAGGAAUCGCAAAUAUCUGCCAAAGAGCGAAUCAUCUUACAGAAAUUAAAGGAGACAGAGAAAUCCUUCGAGGACUUGCAGAAGAGUUUCUCACACCAGGAUGGUGAUGCGGUGAAAUACAUUUAUUCCCAGAUCCCUGAACUCCCAACCUUCUUUUCACGAACGACGGAGGAUCCAGGUCCUGGGAAGGACAGGACAAACAGGGUGACUGCAUUGUACGGCAUGGAAAUUAAUGUGGAGAAAGACAAACAGACAGGAGAGACCAAGAUUCUCUCUACAUCCCCCAUUGGCCCAGAAGGAGCCCAUCAAAGAGGAAUCAAAGUCUAUGACGAUGGUAACAAAGUAGUCUAUGAGAUGCACCCUGGAGGUGCAGUAAUAGAAAAUGGAGUGCAUAAGUUGAGUUCAAAGGAUGUAGAUGAACUUAUUCAGAAAGCUGGACAAUCAAGCGUAAGAGGAGGAACUGUAUCAGAGAGGAACACGAUAGCCGAUGGAAACCUCAGCCAUAUGAAGGAGCAGGUGCUCUUCAAGGAGGCGAAACUAGAGAUGGUGCACAAAUCUAGCAAAAGACAUUCCGGGAACCCUCAACACCAAGCAAAGAUCCCUGGGGAUGAAGUCCCAGAAGCCAGUACAGAUCACCCCGUCACAAUGAUAUUUAUGGGUUACCAAAACAUUGAAGAUGAAGAGGAGACCAAAAAGGUGCUGGGCUAUGAUGAGACAAUCAAGGCCGAACUGGUCCUCAUUGACGAAGACGACGAGAAGUCCUUGCGUGAGAAGACUGUGACGGACGUGUCAACCAUGGAUGGAAACGCCGCUGAGUUAGUUUCUGGAAGACCCACCUCGGACACGACAGAACCCUCCUCGCCAGAAGGGAAAGAAGAGAGUCUACCAAUGGAAAAAGUCCCAGAAGCAAAGAUAUUUGACCUGCGUCCCAAGAAAUUUGAUGAAAGCCCAGAGGAAGAAACUGUGGCAGAGAAAUCAUCUAAAAUCUCUGAGAAUGACAUCAGGUUGAGAAAAGAGAGAGACCGAUAUUGUGCCAAUUUCCUGGAGCCUGGCAGCUUGUGUGUGACAAAAGAAGGGAAAAUGGAAAUUGAAGCCCUUGCCUCAGAACAUAAAACCAUCGCAGUGGGGAGUUCAACGCAUGCAGUAGACAAUCAAACUCACUUACUCUCCCCUGCUGCCAGUCAUAAUGGACUUAAAGACAGACAUGAAUCCUUGGACAGUGAGGUUGCUAAAGAGAUCAGAUAUCUAGAUGAGGUGCUAGAAGCAAACUGCUGUGAUUCUGCUGCUGAUAAUCCCUUUAAUGGGAUGACUUCUUCCUCUCCUGAGCCAAGUACAUCCAUUGUCAUUGAUGGCUGUGGUCCAUCUGUUCACAUUACUAAGGAUUCCACAUCACCCAGUGAAAGGGACGCCCUAGUAGUUGGUGGGCAGACACUUCCAGUUACUGAACACAGUGGGAUAAACGUAGCAUCUGAGAAGCUAAAACCAAAUGGCCAUUCUCUAGACGGAUUGCAAGAGGAACACUGUGACAAUCUGAAAGGGCCAGUGAGUCCAAGCUCUUCCACAAGUUCAAGGUCUUCCAAGGAUGGAGAAACAACGUUAAUGACCAUUAAGAAAGAAGCUAAAUUUGAGCUUAGAGCAUUUCAUGAAGAGAAAAAGCCAUCCAAACUGUUUGAGGAGGAGGACGCGAAAGAGAAGCACAGAGUGCGCAAAGUGAGGCCCUCUGAGGAAAUGAUGGAGCUGGAAAAAGAGAGGCGGGAGCUCAUCAAAAGCCAAGCUGUCAAGAAAAACCCUGGCAUAGCAGCCAAGUGGUGGAACCCACCCCAGGAGAAAACACUUGAGGAACAGCUAGAUGAUGAACAUCUGGAAUCUCACAAGAAGUAUAAAGAGCGCAAAGAAAAGCAGCAGCCACAGCCGCCACUGUCAAUGGCUACGAAGCAUGUUUCAUAUUCCUCUGUUCCACCAGAUGCAAGCAGCAUAAAAAAGAAUGAUAUUGUCACAGAGCAAAUAGAUUUCUCAGCUGCACGGAAACAGUUUCAGUUAAUGGAAAAUUCAGGUCAGCCUAACAGCACAGCUGCGCCCAAGAGAUCAGGGACCCCCAAAAUGUUCACUAUCCAACCUUUCUACAAACCAAUAGGCCCGUCCCAAAUAGACCGGCGAACGCAUCCUGUUACAAAGCCGAUGUCUCUGUGCGGUCAAACAGUACAGGCUGGCAAUAAUGAUGUAACUAUUGUAAAAGCGGAGAGAGUCUCUUGCAUCAUAGAUGAUAGCAGCAUAGGAAUUCAGAAUAGCUCUGCUGACCUAAUGAGAACAUCCCCUUCCACAAAGCCUAGCCAGGCAGCUAAAGUAUGGACGGAUGAUACCGAAUCCAUGAGUGCGAAGGCAGUAUUCACAGUGGUGAAGGAUGAAGAUCACAGCCUACUAGACCAGUUCUCCAGGUCUGCCAAUGUGUCUUUCCCACCAGAGGAGCUGGACUCUGGUCUGGAUGAGUUGUCGGUGAGAUCUCAGGAUACAACCGUUUUGGAAACGCUUUCCAAUGACUUCAGCAUGGACAACAUAAGCGACAGCGGUGCCUCCAAUGAGACAAUGAAUGCCCUUCAAGAAAACUCCCUCACAGAUUUCUCCUUGCCCCAGACUCCUCAAGCUAACACACCUUCUGAGUGUCAAGGGGAGGGCGUCUCCAAGUCACUGAGUGACCAUGGUUUUUAUUCUCCUUCUUCCCCGUCACUCGACUCCAUGCUCAUUGAUGAGCAGUUGGAAUACCAGGCCGGUCUGCUGGUUCAAAAUGCCAUUCAGCAAGCCAUAGCCGAGCAGGCUGACAAAAUAGGCUCCAAGCAAGCCAAGGACACCACAGAGCAAAGAAACCACCAGGUUGAGGGGUGGGAAGCAGCAGACAACACAUCAUGUUCUGUGAAGCCGCACAAUCCAACUUUUCAGCCGCCUCAGGUGUCCUCUCCCAUGCAAGAAAAAAGGGAUACAGCACCAAAGGCUUCAGCAGCUCAAGACUCAGUACUCAGGGAAAGGCAAGUUCCACCACCGUCGCUUGCUGCUCAGGCUCCCCAGCCCGUCACUGUUGAGGAAACCAAGCCAGAAGUCAGCUAUUUCAGCAAGUAUUCAGAGGCAGCCGAGCUACGGAGCACGGCUUCCAUCCUGGCUCAGCAAGAGGCUGAGGUGACCGUAGGGCCUUUCAAACUGAGGUCAAAAAAGCAGAGGACUUUGUCGAUGAUCGAAGAAGAGAUCCGAGCAGCACAGCAAAGAGAAGAGGAACUCAAAAGACAGAGGCAAGGGAUGCCAGCGACGCAGAGUCCCUUUGCGAAGGGAACACCUGCAUCAGCCACCAGAAUUGUGUCUUACAAAACUGCACCAGGCAAAAUAGAGAAGAUCAAGCCACCUCCAUCCCCAACCUCAGAAGGUCCGUCGUCACAUCCUGACUUGGCAUCAGACGAAGCUGGAGGCUCCCAGAAGCCCAAGAACCUGAUGCAGACUCUCCUGGAAGAUUAUGAAACUCACAAAACCAAGAGGCGGGAGAAGAUAGAUGAGAGCAGUUAUACCUGUAAAUUACUGUCUAACAAGGUUACUUCUGAGGUUCUUGAAGCUACCAGGGUCAACCGCAGGAAGAGUGCCCUAGCCCUGCGCUGGGAGGCUGGCAUUUAUGCUAACCGGGAAGAAAACGAGUAGUUUUCUUGGCAAAUAUAAUGCAAGCGCUUUUUUUAUCACUAUCCUUAUUAUUAUUGCAGAGACCAAGAAACCAAAUAGAAGAACAAAGUUUUAAUUUUUUUUUAAAAAAAAGCUACAUCAUUUUAAUCUGAUAUUUACUGCAAACGCACCAGUCUCUGCAAUCCAUGUUCAA